ACCACGGCUUUCUUGGAUUGACUACGCUUUUCGAUCCUUCGCCAGAGGACCACAGGGUAGACAUCGUGGCGAUAUCAGGCCUGGGGGGUCACGCGUUUGGAUCUUUCAGAGAACCAAAGGGCCAUCACAUGUGGCUACGCGACGCUCUACCCUACCACCUGCUUUGGGAACACACCAAUCAUCCUAUGGCUCGCGUCAUAACAUACGGUUACGAGUCUGAAGUUGUAAACAGCCGCAGCAUGCAAAACUUGGAGGACCUCGCCACGACAUUCCGCGACAGCCUCAAUACACUUACAUCUUCUCGGAAAGUCAGACCGUUGAUUUUCGUCGCACACAGCUUGGGAGGAUUGAUUGUGAAGCAGGCCCUUAUCACCGUUGCAAAUUCGGAAGCGGAUGACCAUCAUAAGCUUCUUCAAGCUGUGUACGGUGUGGUUUCUUUUGGAGUUCCUCAUGACGGCAUGGAAAUCAGGUCCCUUGUCUCAAUGGUUGGGGAUGGGCCGAAUCGCGAGCUUGUUGGAUCUCUCAACCAGAUCAACUCGCAAAUUCUCAGUAUACAACAACGAGACUUCCAUAGAGCACUAGGGGCUAAGGGUCAAACGGAGGUGUUCUGUUUUUAUGAAACUCAAGAUUCACCUACAGCCAAACAGGAUGAGGAUGGCACGUGGAGCAUGAGUGGAGAGAGGACAGUACUUGUCACGAAGUCUUCGGCUACUCACUGUCGGCCUUGGGAGGAUGGCCCGGAAAAUAUCUGUGCUAUCAACCGGUCGCAUCAGGGCAUGAUCAAGUUUGGGAUUGAGGACCAUGACUAUGAAUUGGUACGGGGAAAACUUGAGGGCCUGGCGCAACGGGCGCUUACCGUACAAAGCCGGCUGAGGGCUAACAAGACAAACUUUCUCGUACCAUACAACCAGAAUCCAGACUACAUUGGCCGCCUCGAGACAUUAGACACUAUCAAAGACACACUUGGCUACGGCAAGAACCAGACCACGCAGUACUCGAGAGUGUCGCUAUUUGGCCUUGGUGGAGUUGGGAAAACACAGGUUGCACUAGCAUUUUCCUAUUGGAUCAGAGACAACUGUUCGGACGUUUCUGUAUUCUGGGUUCAUUCCGCUAGUACAGACCGUUUUCGUCAGGCGUUUACGUCCAUAGCAGAAGAAUGCCGGAUCCCUGGACAUGACGACAGCAAGUCUGACGUGCCAAUGCUAGUUCGCAGAUGGCUAGAGAAGAAAGAGCGUGGCCGUUGGAUCAUGAUCAUCGACAACGCUGACGACAAAGAGCUUUUCUUUCCAUCAGAGACAGGAAGGGCCAACACGUCCAAAGAAACGAGUGCCCAAUCAUCGAGUCGGUUGAGCGAUUAUCUCCCAGAUUGCGCCCACGGAUCUAUCCUUAUUACGACCAGGGACAAGAGGGCCGCAUUGCGGUUUUCCCAGGGAAAGCCAUCCAUCAUUGAGAUUGAAAAAAUGAAUCAAAAUGAGACGGGACAGCUACUUCAAAGGACGCUAGGCAAGGAAGCCCCUCUCGAGGAGGUCUCAAGUCUUUCGGCCCGGCUCGAGUACCUCCCAUUAGCCCUCGUCCAGGCAGCUGCUUUUAUACAAGAGAACAGCAUUUCGAUCAGCGAGUACCUCCAACUUUUGGACGAGAGUGACGAGAAUCUGGUAGACCAGUUGAGCGAGCCAUUCACCACCGUCGGUCGAGACUCGGGUGUACCCAAUGAAGUCACAGCCACCUGGAUCGUUUCUUUCAAUCAAAUCCAACAACGGGACACCCUUGCUAGUCAGAUUCUAUCAUUCAUCUGUCUUCUGGACCGUCAAGCUAUUCCGAAAAAGAUUGUUACACAGUAUUGUAACCAGAGCCACGAAGGACCGCAACCUGGCAUAGGAGAAGUCACCAAAGCUUUGGGAACUCUCAAAGCAUUUUCAUUCGUCGCAGAAUCAAAGGACAACAUACUCGACUUGCAUCGUUUGAUUCAAUUGGUAACACGAAAGUGGCUCGUUAUGCGGGAUGAAUAUACCAAGUACUCGGAGUAUUCUAUGGAUGUUGUAUCCACGUUGUUUCCAUACGGAAAACACGAGACUCGACAAGAAUAGCUUCUCUCUUACAUUGUAUAGCGGGUUACUUU
Molecule: messenger RNA, 2119 nt
Organism: Colletotrichum navitas
Lineage: Eukaryota; Fungi; Ascomycota; Sordariomycetes; Glomerellales; Glomerellaceae
Product: P-loop containing nucleoside triphosphate hydrolase protein
Exons: 7
Coding region: 129-2087 (652 amino acids)
Source: RefSeq, a predicted model, not a curated record